AUGACAGUGUGGCGCCGUGCGGUGUGCGCCCUGGCGCUCCUCGCGCUCCUCUGCGGCUGCGGCUGCGCCUCCGUCCGGGCGGAAGCGACUAAAGUGAAUGUGUCGGUGGAGGUGUCGUGCCCGAACGCUGAGAAAAAGUUAAGUUGGCGCGUUGCCGGCAUCAGUAAUUCUGCUUGGAGCACCUGCUCCACCACACCGGAGGGUGCGGGGAGCAGUGAAAGCGAUGUCCUCAGUUCUUUCCUCUGCCUUUUGGCCGGGUCGUUGUACAACGACCCCGACCGCAACCCCGGCUCGAGCGUGGAAUGUACUUCUUCGCCCGCAGCAGGGGGAACUAAGAAGGUUGCAUUCACUAUGGAGUGCACGACGGAUGAAAACAGUGCACUGCACAAGCGCUCGAAGGACGAGACCGCCACCAUCAAUGCAACGGGCAAUCCACUGGCCGAACCAGGCAAUUGUGUGUUACGAACUCCCAGCCAAAAUGCAGCUCUCCAGCACGAAGGUGCGCCUCUGGGAGUUCGUUCACCCGCUGCAGGAGAACAACACCCACAACCACCGGAGGGGUCUGCGGCUUCUUCAACACAGGCAGCAGAGAAGGCAGCAGAUGGACCGGGAACUACACAAACACCUUCAACCCCUCAAUUCCGAUCUGGCACGCCCAAAUCCGCCCCUUCCGCUGCCGCCCCGGCCGCCACCGCCGUGGAGGGGGCCACCACAACGACGACCACCAGCGGCCCCAGUGCUGGGAGCCACGCGAAAAGCAACGCGGACAGCAGUGACACCCUCACCACAGCGUGGGUGCGUGCACCUCUCAUGCUGCUACUCACGGCUGCCCUUGCCUGUGCUGCUGGGUAA
Molecule: messenger RNA, 852 nt
Organism: Trypanosoma conorhini
Lineage: Eukaryota; Euglenozoa; Kinetoplastea; Trypanosomatida; Trypanosomatidae
Product: mucin-like glycoprotein
Exons: 1
Coding region: 1-852 (283 amino acids)
Source: RefSeq, a predicted model, not a curated record